Lycium barbarum (goji berry) is the source of this 888-nucleotide messenger RNA. RefSeq lists its product as uncharacterized. Gene Ontology annotation, cellular component: endoplasmic reticulum. The transcript is spliced from 2 exons. Bases 139 to 639 code for a protein of 166 amino acids. NCBI's taxonomy places the organism in Eukaryota, Viridiplantae, Streptophyta, Magnoliopsida, Solanales, Solanaceae. The record is from RefSeq and is a predicted model, not a curated record.
UUUCUGGAUCUUCAUUUAUAUCCCCUUUUAAUUGACAUGAACUAGUGGGUAAGAUUUCAAUCUAAAACAUCAUUUCCAUAAUCAACAUAACUGUAGGUUCGUUUCACAGAGACACAAAGACAAAAAAUAAAAAUAAAAAUGGGUGCUUUUGUUAAGCUAUUAGACUUUCUUCUAUUCAUCUACUUUUUCUUCCUAACCAUUAUUAUACCACUAUUUGAUGGCCAAUCUGUUUUUCCUAAACACAUGUUUCCACCAUUUUUGGUUGACUUAAAAAACUGGUAUACUCAGGAAUAUGGCGAUUAUUUAGUUUCUGAGAAACCCCAUUUCUUUGUUGGCUUAAUUUGGUUGGAACUUCUCGUUGCGUGGCCACUAUGUGUUGCUAGUCUUUAUGCUAUUGUAGCUGGAAAAUCUUGGAUUAAUACUACCUGUUUGCUCUAUGGUGUUUCCACUCUCACUGCAAUGGUGGCGAUACUAAGUGAAAUGAAGGGUUCCCAGAGAGCAUCAGAUAAGUUGCUGAUGGUGUACUAUCCGUUUCUAGCAUUUGCUGUUUUAGCAAUUUUACGUGGCCUACUACCUCAUUCUGGCAAGUCUGUGAGCAUUGGAAAAAGAUCUGCUAUAAGCAGAAAGAAGAGGGCUUAAUCUUCAACUCAGAAGCUAUAAUUGAAGAGUUCGUAUUUCUUUUUGCAUUGGUCUUUCAACUUAGAGGCUAGAAACCCUAUCAAUUUUUGUUCUUUGGUUCUCUUUUGAUUUCCCCCUGCUGAUAUUAAGUUCUGAUGCUUGUGCAUGAGUUUUCGCGUAGAACAAUCACAAAUGAGUUGUAGUUCCAUUUUAACUACUAAUAGACAGUUUUAUAGUAGUAAUAAUAUUCUGCUGAUCCUUUUGAGUGAA